Messenger RNA from Aspergillus bombycis, 1815 nucleotides. It is a transcript of the gene mirB, whose product is annotated as MFS siderochrome iron transporter MirB. Gene Ontology annotation, biological process: transmembrane transport. Gene Ontology annotation, molecular function: transmembrane transporter activity. Lineage: Eukaryota; Fungi; Ascomycota; Eurotiomycetes; Eurotiales; Aspergillaceae. The record is from RefSeq and is a predicted model, not a curated record. The coding region runs from base 1 to 1815 and encodes 604 amino acids. The transcript has 4 exons.
AUGGCAAUCAGCAAUAGGUUUCAACAUCUUAUUGGACGUAAGACGUCCAGCGGCACUCAUGACGCUCCUGCUGUGGAAGAUAUCGAAACUCCGGUAGCCGUUAAUGCAGCUCCAUACGACAAGGAGGCUGGCAUCGGCUCACCUCAGAAUAACACGGAAAGCAGUGGUGAUAACUCAUUGCCCACUGAAGGCGCACAGCGUGGUGUCAAGGAUAUCGAGGCUGUCACUCUGGCUUGGUCCAAGACAGCGCUCGCCACUACUCUGAUAAUCAUUUGGAUUUAUGUCCUGGCUAAUGGAUUUAAAGCCUCAAUUAUUGCCAGCUUGACACCCUAUGCCACGAGUAGUUUCCAGUCUCACUCCCUGUUGACUGUCAUCGACAUUGUAGCAAGUGCCAUGACAUCAGCGGUGUAUAUCCCUAUGGCCAAGAUGCUGGACGUCUGGGGUCGUGCUGAAGGUUUCAUCUUUAUGCUGGUCAUUGCCACUUUGGGCCUAAUUCUUAUGGCGGCAUCCAACAAUCUUCCUACCUUCUGCGCAGCACAGGUUUUCCAAUCAGUUGGGUUUGGAGGCAUGACUUAUACCGUGGAUAUCCUCGCAGCCGACGUAACUAACCUGAGAAAUCGAGGGUUGGCGUUCGCUUUCACCUCAUCUCCAUGGAUGAUCACUGCGUUUGCUGGAUCCAAAGCAGCAGAAGAAUUCUUAGCACACGUCAACUGGCGAUGGGGCUUCGGCUGCUUUGCUAUCAUUAUACCCGUGGUCUCCCUGCCGUUAUACCUGACGUUGAAGAUCAACCUUCGCAAGGCCCAGAAGAAAGGCCUUGUCAAACACGAAAAGAGUGGCCGAACCCUGGUACAGAAUAUAUUACACUACCUUGUAGAGUUUGAUUUGCCGGGUGUCAUCCUGUUCGCUGCUGGUCUCACCGUGUUCCUACUCCCAUUCACACUCGCCCGCUCUGCCCCGAACGGCUGGAAGUCAGACUACAUUAUUGCCAUGAUUGUAGUCGGCUUUGUCCUUCUCGUUCUCUUCGCCCUUUAUCAAGUGUACCUGGCUCCCGUGCCAUUCAUGAAACAUACCUACCUGCUCAACCGGACCGUCUUGGGUGCAUGUCUCCUCGACUUCGUAUACCAGAUGGCUUACUACUGCUGGAACAGCUACUUCACCUCCUUCCUUCAGGUGGUCAACAACCUCAGCGUCGCAGAGGCCGGAUACGUCAACAGCACGUUCCAGGUUGUCUCCGGCGUGCUGCUGUUCAUCGUGGGCUACUUGAUCCGCCGGACCGGCUACUUCAGAUGGCUCCUGAUCAUUGGCGUGCCUCUCUACAUCUUUGCCCAGGGUCUCAUGAUCCACUUCCGUCAGCCGAACGGAUACAUUGGGUACAUCGUCAUGUGUGAGAUCUUCAUCUCCGUCGGCGGUAGCGUCUUCAUCCUCUGUAUGCAGCUUGCAGUCCUCGCCGCUGUCGACCACCAACACGUCGCCGCCGCAAUGGCCGUGCUGUUCGUGUGCGGUGGUAUCGGCGGUGCAGUGGGCAAUGCCAUCUCCGGUGCCAUCUGGACAAACACCUUCGAGAAAGCGCUUGUGCGCUAUCUCCCCGAGUCUGCGCUGCCGGACCUAGCCAAUAUCUAUGCCAGCUUGCCGGUGCAGCUCAGCUAUGCAAUUAAUAGUCCCGAGAGAAUCGCAAUCCAGAAGGCUUAUGGUUAUGCGCAGACGAGAAUGUUGGCCGCGGGCACUGGGCUUAUGGCUCUUGCUUUCGUCGCGGUGUUCAUGAUCCGGAACAUGAACCUGAAGAACAUGACGCAGACCAAGGGUGUUGUGUUCUGA